Dermacentor andersoni is the source of this 7220-nucleotide messenger RNA. It is a transcript of the gene tkv, whose product is annotated as serine/threonine receptor kinase thickveins. Gene Ontology annotation, molecular function: ATP binding; transmembrane receptor protein serine/threonine kinase activity. The record is from RefSeq and is a predicted model, not a curated record. NCBI's taxonomy places the organism in Eukaryota, Metazoa, Arthropoda, Arachnida, Ixodida, Ixodidae. Gene Ontology annotation, cellular component: signaling receptor complex; plasma membrane. Gene Ontology annotation, biological process: cell surface receptor protein serine/threonine kinase signaling pathway; cellular response to growth factor stimulus; protein phosphorylation.
AUGGCUGCUGUUGGUGGUGGAUUUUGUGGCCUGAAGAUGCGAACAAGAUUGAAAAUUUGGGGACUGUUACCCAUCGGUUUUCUCGCACUAAUGGUUUCAAGCGGGAGAGCAUUAGAUUGUUACUGUCUCGGGAGCUGCCCUGAUGGUUCCUACAAUGGCACAUGUUCUGCACCACCGGAAAGUGAUUGCUUCAGUGCUGUUGAGGAAGUCUUGAAUCCAGAGACAGGACUGUUGGAACCUGAGCGAACUUAUGGGUGCUUGCCUGCGGAAGAAAGCAGCCUACUGUGGUGCAAGGCUCAUCUUGUCCCACACAAAGUGCCGAAAUCGAUUGCUUGCUGCAGGAGUGGUGACCUCUGUAAUAAGUACCUGAAGCCUGUGUACCGUAUUGGGGUUGAGGAUGAGUAUGGACCUACUGUGUAUCUGUACAAGGACACUUAUCUUCAGAUUGUCAUCUUCAUUGCUGUCCUGGGUGUUGUGCUGUGCCUAGGCUUGAUUGGCUACAUAUUCUAUACAAGACACAAAAAGGCACUGGAGAGUCGCAGCUUUUUUGCAUCGGGGUGCCGUGAGCCUUUUCUUCCCAUUGAAGAGGGUGGGCCUUGCCUCAAAGAACUUAUUGAGCACUCCAUCACUUCUGGCAGUGGAUCAGGUUUGCCUCAGCUGGUUCAACGGACCAUUGCAAGGCAAAUACAAAUGGUUGAUAUCAUUGGAAAAGGACGCUAUGGUGAAGUCUGGAAAGCUCAUUGGCGAGGAGAAUAUGUUGCUGUCAAGGUGUUCUUUACAACGGAUGAGGCGAGCUGGCUACGAGAAACUGACAUUUACCAGACCAUGCUUCUGCGCCAUGACAAUAUCCUUGGCUUCAUUGCUUCUGACAUCAGAGGCACAGGCUCGUGGACACAAAUGUUGCUCAUCACAAACUACCAUGAGCGUGGCUCUCUGCAUGAUUACCUGUCCAGUCACGCCUUAGACCCUGAGGAUGCUGUGCGACUGGCUCACUCAGCUGCUUGCGGCCUGGCCCAUCUGCACAUUGAGAUCAUUGGCAAACAAGGAAAGCCAGCAAUUGCUCACCGGGACAUCAAGAGCAAGAAUAUCUUGGUGAAGAAAGAUGGCACUUGUGCCAUUGCAGACUUUGGCUUGGCAGUGAGAUUCAGCAGCGAGGCCAAUGAGUUGGACAUUGCUGUGAACCCCCGUGUAGGCACAAAGCGCUACAUGGCACCGGAGGUGCUUGAUGAGACUCUUGUCCCGAAUCGUUUCGAUUCCUACCGCAUGGCAGACAUGUAUUCCUUUGGCCUGGUGCUCUGGGAGAUUGCUCUGCGCUGCGUUGUGGAUGGUGCUGUGGAGGAAUACUGCAUUCCCUACCAUGAUGUGGUCCCCUCAGACCCAAGCUUUGAGGACAUGCGUAAAGUGGUGUGUGUGGACAAUGCAAGACCACAGAUACCCAAGCGCUGGAGCACAGGUGGUUCGGUAACACAGUGCCUGUCCAAGCUAAUGCAGGAAUGCUGGCACCAGAGACCUGGUGUUAGGCUAACAGCCCUGCGCGUAAAGAAGUCACUGGCUAGGCUGGUGGUGGAUUCCAGUUACAUUGGAGGGAAGAUGGUGUGACACCUCAGUAUAUUGUGCGACUGGAGUACCAGCCUGGAUGUGCAGUACAACAACAGGUCCUGGAGGUCAUGUUGUCUGCCGCUGUUGUUAGAUGAGCAGGCUCAGCUACUGUAAACCCUAUUGUUGCAUCACCGUAAGAUGUCUGCAAUUGCAUUGCUGCAGCCAAAAAGGCCUGAAAUUACUGUGGCAAGCAGGUCAGCCAUUUGUAGUAGUGAGUUCGUGAAAAGCAAUCUGCGUUGACACAGGCUAGUGGACAUGACCUGCAGUGCCUGCCCAUUGGAAGUAACGCACUUUUGCUGUCAAUCCCUUUCGUCACUCCGGCUACAUGUGUGGAAUUGAUUGAGCUGCGAUGUUGAAACUGAAUGGCAUGAAUGGUGGUUCCUCGGUUGUGACCAUGCUUCAGUCACUUGGCAUUGACAUUUUUUCCCCCAAUUACUAAAGUGUUAGUGAUUUAGUGCCUUUUUGCUCACACCAGUCCUGAAAUCGAAAGCCACCUGUGGGCAGCUUCUUCAUCUCACCAUGAGUGAGUUACGUGCAAGCUCUCUUACCUAAGGAAAUGUGUAUCGCAGGGACACAUUGACAUCAGUAACUGCUAUGGGCAGUCCUCUUCUUGCGUGGGCUUUGUUUCUCUAAGUGCCAUUUUAUACAGCUUUUGUUGUUGCCUAGCUUUUGUCUGGCUGCUUUUUGUUAUAUUACGAAGCAUAAAAUAGCACUGACAUCAUUGGUGGAUUUUUUAUUUCAUCAGUUUUUUGUUUUGCUCUAUGUGUACAUUUAAUCAGCUCUUUUAAAGGUUUGCAGCAUUCUAAAGGUCACAACAGUCAUUAGAUGGCUUGCAACACGUGGACAGAAGUACUCUAAGUUGUAUGCAAAAUGAAAGCUGUUCAUACAUUCAUACAAAAGCAGUAAGCAAAAAUUGCAUGUUUUUUUUUUUUUCUGCGCAACUACUGCAUGCAAGCUCACAUUUGCCUUACCAUACUGAUUCAACAGCAUAACCACUGCAAAGUAAUGCUUCAGCAUUUUAGUACAGUUUGUAAAGCAUAAUUAGUGUUUUUAUAUGUAUUUUGAUGUCCCCUAGGAUUUAAAAUAAAGUCUAUGCAGGUAAGAGAAUUCAUUAUGACAUAAACGAGCUGAGUACAUAACCACUGAGCUUAUCAACGUACUUUCCUUUUUUCAUGCUGUUGCAGCUGUUGAAUACAUACGUUCCUUGUUUUCAAAGUGAUUGUAAACGAAAGUCAGUUAGUUUCAAGCCUCCCACAUCAUAAUGUGACAGCAGGGAAUAUACUGUUUACCAUUGAAGCCAUUGCUAUACAGUAUGUCUGAAAAGGUCUUGAAGAUCUACACUAUUACUUCAUGUGAUAAAUUUUAGGGCAAAUAAUGACGAAUAUGAAAUCUCGUAUAUUUUACUAUCAUCUUUCAACUGCUUACCUAGUAGCGCUACGUAUGCAGUUUCGAACCUUGUUCUUUUGUUAGUGCUUCAGCAGAGACAUUGAAAAAUUGGCUUGAUUGAUGAUCAGAAAUAAUGACAACUGAUGACGGUAAUUAUUAAAAAAAAAAAGAAAAGCUUGUGCAUGCUGCAAAAGCAGGCACAAGAGCCUUGUCUCCAACAUGCUUCUGCUGCCUUAAUAACUGCAGCAGAUGCGUACAGAGUGUAAAAUAUCAUGUGCUUGUGAAGCAGUCAUCCCCCUGACUGCUUAAGUGCACUUCAAGGUGGUAGUGAUUAGCCUCCAAGUCCCUACAGGCUUUAUUUUAAUGUUUGUCGCCACAACGGCUACUGAUUUACUCUUGGCACAUUCUUUAGUGCACUGUACUAAGACAUGGUGCAUCACUCUGUGCAUCAUAUUCAUUAUAAGUCCUAAACAUGCAAGAACAUCAGAAUUAAUUGCUUAAUGGCUUGAUUAAGCUGCUACUUCCCUCUUUAAAACAAUGCAAAUGAAGGAAUGUUUUCCUAGCUUUGUAUUGGCAGCAGUGUUAUUUUUUCAGUGACAUAUGAAGUGUUCUUUAGACUUUGUACUCGCAGUUCUUAUUGCUUUUCACUGCUUUGUCACACAUCAGCCUUCAUACAUUUUUCUCAUCUGAACGUAACAGAGUACAACCUUUUCUUGUGAAUAUGUAAAAAGUGAUAUGUAACAGUUGAUGUGUGGAUGUCCAGUUAAUUAACUUGAACAUUGCUGUUCUAGUUAAUGUACAUACAUUUACUUUUCUGAAUAUUGUGCCAAAAUGUAAUAUGAACUUGUAUAUAUAAAUAUGUAUAUAUAUGAUGCUAGACAUAGUCAUCACCAGCUUUUUCGUUAAGUGGUUUGGUGGUAGCACGACAAUGCAAGCUAUGAAUUAUUUUCAAUUGCACCACUGAAUCAGCACUGUGACACUCCCCCCUUCCCCUUUAUUUCUUAAAUCAAAUUUAGUUGCAUCAGUUGUGUCAUUUCUAAGUUUAUUGAGGUGCUGCGAUCUACAGUCGUGUUUGAUAUGAGCUGCAACACGGUGUCCAUGGUUGAAGGAGCUCCAAGACUGCAUGGCAUUUGCAACAUACAAAAAGCUGGUUUAAUAAAUAUCGGGGAUUAGCAUACCAGUGUUCUCCGAUUUUGCAUAUGUUGGCAGAGAUGUACAAUCUUGGGACCCCUUCGACCAUGGGCACCGUGUUGCAACUCAUAUUGAAUGCAACUGUAUGUGAGCAUGAGGCAGAAAAAUAAGUAAAUGUUCUCAUUCACGAGGAAAAAGCUUGGGGAGUAGCUAUGUGCAGCAAAUAUGUGAUGUGCAGACUUGCUGGUGAGGCCAAUCCUGGUAAGUAACAGUAUCUGUCCGGUUAUCACACAGAGGAAUAAACUGCAUUAAUGUGGCUUCCAUAACUUGUUUGCACCACUGCAAAUUGUGUACCUUUGUCAUACUUGAUGUACUUUUAUUUUAUGGCUGACCAGCAUGCUUGUUUUUUCCGUGCUUUGCCUUAUAAGUGCUGCAGUCGUAGUUUUUUUUUGUGUGUGUGCGUAGUAUGCAUGCCACUGGUCUGCUGGUAAAGAUAACCAUGGGAACUGGUGCCCCCACCCCAUUCUUCCAACAUUUGUGUCGCUCAUGAGUACCAAAAUAUGUGUAUAAGUCGAUGUAGGCUUUAUAGACCACAUAAGCAUAGCUAAAUAUCCUGCGUAACAAGAACUAUAUGUUCUUUGUGAAAUCAUGACUUUAUUGAUACUGUAGCCUGUGCCUUCUGGUGAACGUAGCCCAGUUCUUGGUGCUAAAAUUCUUCACAGACUAUGCUGCAUCGUGUCAUUACGGUCCUUUGAGUGGCCGACUUGCACAUUGUCAGCACAGUAAUCAGCAGCCAAAGCUGAUAGCUAUCAUUGCUUUGAGCAGUACCUGUAUCAACCCACCUCAGACAUUUUCUUUUUUUAAAAGCAUAAUAUGGGGCCUUAGGUGGCACUAUAUGGCAGUUCAGCCCUAUUGAAUUAACAUAGACUACCCUUUGAGUGUGUUGCAGUUGGAAAAUUAUUGCCUUUUCGUCCAUAGUUACACUCAACACAGUUCUUUCUUCUCCAUCUUGGGCCAUUUCAGUUUGUCUUUUAUAGCUGCCUGGCAGCUGUUGCUGCUUAAUGUGCAUGUUUUUGUAUAGCUGUGUUGUUCACCUUCAUUUAUACCUGCAUUAAGUUUACUAAUGUCCCAACCAACAGGUCUUUACUUAUUGUCAUGUAUGCAUUGUAUUCAUAUUUUUAUCUCGUUAUCUUGUGGCUGCCGCAUUUAUUAUUUUAUGGUGCAUAUAAAUGAAAUUGACUAUGCUGAAGGAGUCCGAUACCACGAGGCAAUGUUUCUCGAAAUCCAGUGGCCAAAUUGUUAUUUGAAAUGUUUAUUUUUAUUUUUAUUCAAUUUUAUUUUGUCUGACCACAGGAAUUUUGUGUAAUUUAUUCUUUCUUGUGGGGUUAAUGUAAAGGUUUCACGCUGUGGCACAUGAUGCCAAAGCUUGUUGUAUGUGCUCCUGACAUUGUAACUCUUAUGUAUUGGUGCAAGUAGAUCAGGAACCUUUUGCCUGCACAGUGUUUUCUUCAUGCAACAAACAGGCCAUUUUCCAACCAUGUUUCAGUACCUAUUGGACCCCUUCAGUCUCUGGUGCUUUUCACUGCUGCUUGCCUUGUUUUAAUAUGCCUUUGCAUUUCUCACUUGGUGAUUGUGGACAGCUGACAAUCUCUCAUUCACAGCCAAUUGGGGUAUGCUGGUUGUGCCUUGCUGUGCUGCUUUCUAUUUGCAAGCUUAGUGGAGGAUUGCAGGACGAUUACUCAGCCCACGCUGCCUUUGGUGCACACAUAUGGCCUGAAGAGAUUUUGUAAUUGUGUGCACGCAUUUUAGCAACUUCUCUACAGCUUCUUUUGGGCUGGAAGAGUUCCUAAUAGUGCUUUUUUAAUGUGCAGGUAGACCAAUUCAGGUGUCAUAAUGAUAUUUAUGUAUGUUUGUUAUGCCUGUUGUUUUCUCGUGUGCCAUCAAGUAUUUUUAUUCAGCAGCUUGCAUGAUGCACUUUCAAUGCCCAGAAUUGCCAGGUACAGUUUUGAAACUGCAUAAGGAUGCGUGUGCUGGUUGCCCAAUGCAAACGGCAAGCACAGCAAUUUAUGCCACAGCACAUGAUCCCCCCCCCCCCUCCUUUUUUUCCCUUGUGCUUGGUGUUCUGAGGCUUUGUUAUGUGUCAUGUGGGGUUAUAUAUACUACUUCUAAUUUUGUAUCGAAUGUGAUCAGUUUGUGGUAUUGAGUUGUACUUUCACCUCCUCAAUGGUAAGCAACCUGACAUUUUUGUGUGUUCAAGAUGCUAUGCUGCGAUGCACAAUAAGCUAUAAUGUGCCCUAUCAAAAAUUAGGUGCCCUUUGUGACUCUUUCCUGUUUAUUAACUGUGUGACACAGGGAGCUGAGUGUGUGUCUACAUUUUAGUAGCACAGUCAGGUGUGUGCUGCAUUUAGGGUUCAAUAUUUUUGGAAAAUCUUUUUUUGUUUUUGCUUUCAAGUUAGGUAUUUUUAGUUGAAUGACCGUUUAUAUGCUUGUUUAAUAGUACUUUGGCACUAAGUGCAAUAUCACGAGCCGGUAUAACAUAGACAGUAUGCCUAAGUAAUAACUUUGUGUUAUCCCUUUACUGCAAAAAGCAUUGUUUCUGUUGUAACCAGUUUAUUAUUAAAAUGAGUGCUAAUGUAUCCUUAUGUGUUAAUGCAUGCUUAUUGUGUACUGUCCUUAUGAAACUUGGAAAUUAAUUGCUUUAUAGUGUACACAUUUGCUUUGUGUUUGGUGCCAUAAUGACUUUGGGAACUAAUCUUUAUGUAUCGUAACAACUUUCACUAAUGGGUUCACCUAUUUUUGGGGUCUUUUUAGUUUAAAGAAAAAAUUCCUCCUGUGGAUAGUGCAUUGUCUAAUGCUAUUCAUAUUUGGCCAUCUUCGUUGCUGUAAUAUUUCAGUUUCCCAAACAUUUUGUUCGAGUCAUUGGGUGUGGGAUAAAUAUUAUUACCUUAUGUGUUGGCUGAAGGUGCAUUCACUGAGAAAUCUGUGUACUGUAUAAUUCUGCAGUUUCAUACCAUUGAGGAUAUGGAAAUGAACUCCAAGUCAUAAGUCUGUGCAACAUUGAUGUAAUCUUGUAAGAAAAGUAAAUGUACAUUUAUGCUGAUGCA